GGCAGGGAGGUGGGCGAGAAGGGCGCCGCGCACCCCGAGGCCCGUGCGGGCGGCGGGAGGGACCCGGGGGCGACACGGGACACCCCCGGCGGCGGACCCCUCCCCAGCCCGACAGGUGAGCGCGGGCGGGCCUCGGGGCGGAGCCCGCCGGCCCUACCGGCCACCCGCCGCGCCACCGCCGCCGCCGUCGCCGCACAGAUUAUAUCUGGGUGCUGGCACCCAGCCACUUCUCUGCCAAUGAAGUACAUCUUGGUCACUGGUGGGGUCAUCUCGGGCAUCGGUAAAGGGAUCAUUGCGAGCAGCAUUGGGACGAUUCUAAAAUCAUGUGGACUCCGAGUCACUGCCAUCAAAAUUGACCCCUAUAUAAACAUCGAUGCGGGCACUUUUUCACCUUAUGAGCACGGUGAAGUGUUUGUCUUAAACGAUGGUGGAGAAGUUGAUUUAGACCUUGGAAAUUAUGAAAGGUUCUUGGAUAUUAAUCUUUAUAAAGACAACAACAUCACCACUGGGAAGAUAUAUCAACAUGUGAUCAAUAAAGAGAGGCGUGGCGAUUACCUGGGGAAAACAGUACAAGUUGUCCCUCACAUUACUGAUGCUGUCCAGGAGUGGGUUAUGAAUCAAGCCAUGGUGCCCGUGGAUGGUCAUAAGGAAGAGCCCCAAAUAUGCGUUAUUGAGCUGGGUGGCACCAUUGGAGACAUUGAAGGAAUGCCGUUUGUGGAAGCGUUCAGACAAUUCCAGUUUAAAGCAAGAAGAGAGAAUUUCUGUAAUAUCCAUGUUAGUCUUGUCCCACAGCCCAGUGCUACCGGAGAGCAAAAAACCAAACCCACACAAAACAGUGUCCGUGCGCUGAGGGGAUUAGGCCUGUCUCCCGAUCUGAUUGUUUGCCGAAGUUCAACGCCCAUCGAAAUGGCUGUGAAGGAGAAGAUUUCUAUGUUUUGUCAUGUGAACCCUGAACAGGUCAUAUGUAUCCAUGAUGUUUCUUCCACCUACCGAGUACCUGUGCUUUUGGAGGAACAAGGCAUCGUUAAAUAUUUUAAAGAGAGACUGGAUCUGCCUAUUGGGGAUUCUGCAAGUAAUUUGCUUUUCAAGUGGAGAAAUAUGGCUGACAGGUAUGAAAGGUUACAGAAAACAUGUUCCAUAGCCCUGGUUGGCAAAUACACCAAGCUCAGGGACUGCUACGCCUCCGUGUUCAAAGCCCUGGAACACUCAGCCUUGGCCAUCAACCACAAGUUGAAUCUGAUGUACAUAGACUCCAUUGAUUUGGAGCAGACUACAGAAACUGAGGACCCUGUGAAAUUCCAUGAAGCUUGGCAGAAGCUCUGCAAAGCUAAUGGUGUUCUCGUGCCAGGAGGCUUCGGAAUCAGAGGAACUUUGGGAAAACUUCAGGCAAUUUCUUGGGCCCGGUCAAGGAAGAUUCCGUUUCUGGGAGUUUGCCUUGGGAUGCAACUGGCAGUGAUAGAGUUUGCGAGAAACUGCCUUAACUUGAAAGAUGCUGAUUCCACAGAAUUUGAGCCAAAUGCCCGUGUUCCUGUGGUGAUUGAUAUGCCGGAACACAACCCUGGCAAUUUGGGAGGAACGAUGAGGCUGGGAAUAAGAAGAACUGUUUUCAAAACUGAAAAUUCAAUAUUAAGGAAACUUUAUGGUGAUGUACCUUUUAUAGAAGAAAGACACAGACAUCGGUAUGAGGUGAAUCCUAGGCUAAUCAACCAACUUGAGCAGAAUGACUUAAGUUUUGUAGGUCAGGAUGUUGACGGGGAGAGGAUGGAAAUCAUUGAACUGGCAAAUCACCCCUAUUUUGUUGGUGUCCAGUUCCAUCCUGAGUUUUCUUCUAGGCCAAUGAAGCCUUCCCCUCCAUACCUGGGGCUGUUACUUGCGGCAACUGGAAAUCUGAAUGCCUACCUCCUACAGGGAUGCAAACUGUCUUCCAGUGAUAGAUACAGUGAUGCCAGUGAUGACAGCUUUUCAGAGCCAAGGAUAGCCGAGUUGGAAAUCAGCUGAAACUGAUAUGUGACUUGGAAUCUGCAGGACGGCCUGAGAGGGCUCUGAAGUAACUGAAGCCAAGAUGAAGGAAAGCACCACAUUCAUAGAAUCACUCUUUUCUCCACCAAAUAUGGGAUGUACAGCCUCAAGGGGAAUCUAAUAAUACACAGUUCCAUGAACCAGAACCAAAGGGGUAGUUUUCUUUUUCCUCCAGAGGUGACUUUUGGUUCUUGCAAAUUUCUUUAGCCAAUUAAACUUUUCCCAACAACCUCGAUG
Molecule: messenger RNA, 2256 nt
Organism: Hippopotamus amphibius kiboko
Lineage: Eukaryota; Metazoa; Chordata; Mammalia; Artiodactyla; Hippopotamidae
Gene: CTPS2
Product: CTP synthase 2
Exons: 19
Coding region: 238-1998 (586 amino acids)
Biological process (GO): pyrimidine nucleobase biosynthetic process; CTP biosynthetic process
Cellular component (GO): cytoplasm; cytoophidium
Molecular function (GO): CTP synthase activity; identical protein binding
Source: RefSeq, a predicted model, not a curated record